AUUUUACCCGCCAUAUAUGUAAAUGAGACGAAACUGAAAGUUAAACGUAAAUAAACAAUAUUGUAAUAUCUACAACUCAUGUGUUUUGCAUCCGUCCCAAAAUUAUACCAUGUAGGUCUCUUUCUCUUUAUACAACCAAUAGAUUACUGGGGUGUCGUACCUCGGAUGAACCAUAGGUAUUUGUAAUACGACAAAGUAUAUUAAAACUGAUCAAUGACUGAUAAUGACGUCACUGGGGUAGCCCGGAAAUCGAGAAAUGGCUGCUGAGGAUGUGGUUGCUAAAAAAUAUGCUAGUGGCAUAUUAGUCGGAAUUAUAAUAAUCUACUUAGCCAAAAAGUAUGGUAAACAAUAUUUAAUAAAUCUAUAUAGACUCGUGUAUGCAUGGAUACUAAACAGAUUUGGAAAUCGUUAUUCAAAACUCAUGAAAAAAUUCAAAGAAGAACUUUUAUCUGACAUUGGGAAUAUUGUAAAAACAGAACCUUUAGAAAUACUAGAGAUAGGAGCUGGAGGAGGGCAGAACUUCAAAUUUUUCCCGAGAGGAAGUCAUGUUACAUGUGUGGAUCCUAAUCCAUUUUUUGACGAAUAUUUAAAGAAGAACCUUGACAUUUUUCCUCAUGUAAAAUUGAACAAGUUUAUAGUUGCGCCUGCUGAGGACAUGUCACAAGUACCAGAUGAGAGCAUUGACAUUGUUGUGUGUACACUAGUACUUUGUAGCGUAGAUAACCAGGCCAAAGUCUUCUCAGAGAUACUGAGAAUACUUAAGAAAGGUGGAAAGUUCUACUAUCUUGAACAUGUUGCUGCAGCUAGAAAUACUUGGAUAAGAAAACUACAAGAUUUUUUAAGUGGGAUUUGGUGGUUCAUUAGUGAUGGCUGUACUCUCAAUCAAGAACCAUGGAUUAUCUUAGAAAAAUCUGGAUUUUCCAAAAAUGAUCACAAACAAUUUUACUCUCCUAUUAAAAUGAAAUUAUUAGCUCCUCAUUUUAUGGGCUGCUCAACAAAAUAGAUCACUAUGUGGUUGAUGCACCAUCAUUUUUAAUGUGCAUGUUAGGAAUACAACAUUCCAGAAUAUGACUUGAUCCAACAGGUGACAGUGACAGCUUUUAAUAUAAUGGCAUACAUAAACAGCACCAGUUACUUGAUACUUAAAAUUCAUUUAGUUAGUCUUUAAAAGUUUAAAAACAAAAUAGCUCAUGUUGUGAGCAAUAUACAAGUUGUGCCAUUGAAAUAUUUAUUUGAUGUACAAUGAUGUAUGUCAGCUUGGAAAUAGGCCAAACAGCUUUCAAAAGAUAUAAUUUGAAACUGACAACAAAAGUUACCAU
Owenia fusiformis is the source of this 1319-nucleotide messenger RNA. Lineage: Eukaryota; Metazoa; Annelida; Polychaeta; Sabellida; Oweniidae. The record is from the annotation of a GenBank genome assembly.